Molecule: messenger RNA, 4393 nt
Organism: Sclerotinia trifoliorum
Lineage: Eukaryota; Fungi; Ascomycota; Leotiomycetes; Helotiales; Sclerotiniaceae
Source: the annotation of a GenBank genome assembly
AUCCUUCUAGGUUUCCCCUUCACUCGGCCGGUGAGUCGAAAAAGUCGAUAUUCGAUGAUGCUUCUUGUGUUGCUUUUUAGAGGUGAGAUAAGCAGGAUUUAGAUUUGCUCUCUUUUCUUUACAUUCUACAAGGGAAGAUUUUAUAUCUUCAUUUCACAUCCUUCUUCAUUCAAAUUCCGUCCUCAUGUCAAGGUUCUUUUAAUACUGUACAUAAUUCAAUUAAUCCGAUAAAUUUAUUGCUUGAUCACUGUCAAGGAAUAUCCAUCUAUUCUUAACGACUGAGCCUUGGUUUCUGGGAGACGCGAUAAGCUGGAAAUUAAUAUUACUUUGUUGUUUAUUUACAAACACUUCUAUAAUGUUCUGAAAUUUCUUUUUUACAAACAUUGAAACUAACUCUGCGGCCGAUCGACUUUUUUGUUGCUUUGUUCCUUUUACGCACGGCAAGAUGGAAUAAAUCAAGGCAGACUACCUCCUCAGAAAUCAAACAUUUCUCUCCACCUUCCAUUUUUGAUCCUCGAGGAAGAAUCAUUCAACCAUAGUCCUCGAGUCAAGAAGAUAUCCCAGGCGAAAAUGCUAUCUUCAUUACUGCGACCAAAGAAAACACGACGACGCGUACAAGAAAUCCAUUCCCCUUUCUCGUCACCGUAUGUUGAUCGAUCUUCGCCAGCUGCAGAGAGAAGAGAACGCUUGCCUCGACAUGCAUCCGCAGAUUUUACGGAAACAGAAAUGGAGGAAGAUACUGAGGAGGAGAUUGUGUUAGAAAACAAUGAUGCAGAUGAGAAUGGAGGAGGUGAUGAGGACGAACUAGAGGAAGAAGAUGGGGAUGAAGAUCAACCUCUCUUGCCUAUCUUCUCUGCAGCACAUCUUGGUAUUUGCAGGUUCUUACCUUCUCUUUGGAUACACUAACUUUUUGAAUAGAUGCACUUCCAGUAUAUAACCUCACUCAUGCCAUUCGACUUAUUAUACUUCCGCGGACAGAAACAACAUUGACCUGGGAUCAAUUACGGUCACCACAAGUUUCCCAGUUUUUAGUGAAGCCUAUGCAACAACAAAUUCGAACAUCCCACUUUUCUCGAGCUACUUUAUAUGCGUUGAUGGCAAAUUGUUUACAAUUUAAAAAGGAAAGUCAAGCAAAUCCGGGUAACGCAGGGAAUAGCUUGACGAGAGCUCUAGUUUGUGAGCUUCUAGCCAUUAAAUUAUUGAAGGAAUACAAUACACGAGAGUUGAUCGACGCCCUCUCUUAUGACUUCUUUCCAUUACAAGGUUUGGCUCAACCAGAUCCGGCCAUAACAAAUUGGAAUCAAAGAAAUCGCAUGAGGCCAGUUGCGGCGAGGAUAUCAACAUUGGAAGUAGCUAUUAGGGCAUCUGCGAAACGAUUAUUGGCACAUCCACUUGUGGUGCAACAACUAGAGGCUAUUUGGGCAGGAACAAUUGUUUUCCACUCGGCAGCGGAUAAUCUUCAUCGUACAUCCACAAGCCGGACAGGGUAUAAGAAACAAAGUCCAAGCAAUGGAAGUGCGGUUCCAUUACUAACCCGUGAGCAACUUCGAUAUGGGGCAACAGCAGGUCCUCUAAAGCCUCCUAAUAAGGAACCAGAGAGUCAGCAAGCCAUCCAGACUUUGACUAGGAGAACCGUCACAUUGUAUGAUCCUAGAGAUGCGUCUUUAUUCAAGCUUUCGAGGUUGAGGGUACCACGCUAUCGGCAAUUCUUCUCUACCUGCUCACUCGCUAUUCUUCUCGUUCUAUUUUUAGCUGUUCUCAGUCAAAGAUCAACCGACAUUACGGGCCUAGAAGUCAUAUUUUGGUUUUGGAGUGCAGGUUUUAUGCUUGAUGAAGUAGUUGGAUUCAAUGAACAAGGAUUCUCGUUAUACAUAAUGAGUUUCUGGAAUGCUUUCGAUUUGGGGAUUCUCGUUUUACUCACCAUUUACUACUGCAUGCGUUUAUAUGGUAUCUUCUUGGUGGACUACGGAAGAGAGGAGUGGAACAGUAUGGCAUAUGAUGUUCUUGCGACGAAUGCAAUUCUACUCUUUCCUCGAUUGUUCAGCGUCCUCGACCACUACAGAUAUUUCUCACAAUUGUUAAUCGCAUUCAGGUUGAUGGCUAUUGAUCUUGUCGCGGUAUUUGUACUAAUCUUGAUAGCUUGUAGUGGAUUUUUCGUUGCAUUUACUCUAUCGUUUGGGAAAAGCGAAUAUGAUGCAGCGGGGGUUGCUUACAAGAUCUUUCAAAUACUGAUGGGAUUUACACCUGCAGCAUGGGAAGCAUGGGAGACUUAUAAUUUCUUAGGGAAAGCAUUACUAGUGCUUUUCUUAUUCAUUUGUCACUUCCUCGUUAUUACGAUUCUCAUAACGGUCUUGACGAAUUCCUUCAUGUCAAUUGUCUCAAACGCUAACGAAGAACAUCAAUUCGUCUUCGCUGUCAACACCAUCUCUAUGGUCAAGAAUGAUGCUCUCUUCUCUUAUGUGGCACCAACAAACAUUCUUGCAUGGGUUCUUACACCAUUCAGGUUUGUUUUUCCCUUUAGGACAUUCAUUAGGAUGAAUCGUACUGUUAUCAAGAUCACGCAUUUCCCGUUGCUAUUCAGUAUCUGCGCCUACGAAAAGAUUUUCUUAGCAAGGUCUGUCUUCGAACCUACAGAUUUAGUUGAGAAAGUUGGACGAAGGACAAAGCGAACAAUGUCAUUUCAAGAUCGUAGACAUGGGCUCUUCAGUCCUAAUCUACAGAGGCAUGAAUCUUCUGUUGCUGGUUUUCAGAAAGACAGAGCUCUUGAUGAAGUAUUCCGACUGACGCCUAGAGAUACUCUUCCCAGAAACCGCCCUAGUUUUGAGCGUCGUCAAACUCAUAAUGUUAUAAAUAACUGGAUGGAGCAUCAAGGGGAGGUCGCUAGUCCACCACAAGAGCAAGAUCGCUCGAUAUUGGAACGAUUGGAGAUGCGAAGACAAUCUAGGAAAGCAACGAUUAUGAGACACCGCGGAAUUAGUCGUGAGCUUUCCGGGAAUAGAUCCGUGGCUAGUGAUCCGGCGGAGUUUAUAUCUACAGGAUUUCAUGAUAUGACUCGAAUUUCCGAUGAUGCGUUACAUCCAAACUCAUUUGGUGGCGGUCAUACUGAUGCGGAUGGAGAUGAUGAAUUAUUGACAAAUGAUGAAGACGAACUCCAUACCGAGGAUAAGCAUACGGCGACAAACUUUAGCCAAAGUGAUGCUGAAUCCGAAGAAGAUUACUUUCAAACCCCAACCGCGACUAGAUUUGUUUCUCCAACUCCAGCAUUCAAUGCACAACAAGAUUACGCUCGCCAAAAUGGAUCACCUCCAAAACAAUCCAAAGCUACCCCAAGGAAAAAGGCCCAUGAUAGGAACUUAUCUACAACGACAAUCCUUUUCAACCCUGUUGCUUAUACUUCUUCUGUUUCAUCUAUUUCACCUCCUCGCUCACGACCACUAACAGCAAAAAUAUAUUCACAAGCCAAUACUGGAACCAACACCCCAGCAGGUCCAUCAGGAUCCCGUACUCCAAAAACUGCUAACUACACAAAUACAACCACUCGACCACGCCCUAUUCUACCCAACCGUGCGAAUUUUCAAUCUAUUCCAAAUAUCAAUAAGCCAGACCCUGCACGCAACCGCCUUAUGCGUCACAAAGAUUCUAGUUUAAACAUUAGUUUGUCAGAGAUGGGCCUUGAACAUGCUCAACUUGGUGCAGUACCUAGUUCAUUUCAAACUCAAAUGGCUAUCGCUACUGAGAUGGCAAUGAAACGUGAUAAAAAAGAAGAAACUGCAGAUGGUAUGAUGGGAAGAUUAAUGUUGGCAAGAAUGAAAACUUUGGAGGAAGGAUUUGCUGAAGUCGUCAAGGAGUUUAGGGGGAUGCGAACAGCUGGAAAUUCCUCGGUUGAGAAUGAACCUUCGAUGGCAAAAUGGAGAGAAGCAAAGGUGGAUAAAAAGAAGAAACGGCCUAGCAGCGCCAAUCUUUCACAAGCGAAAAGUGAAAUAAAUGUGGAGAGUCUAAGGAUGACAAGUUCGAAGGGAAAAGAAAAGGGAUACUUUGAUAAUAAUCAUGGCGGUGGCGAUAUUUCAACUGCUGGGCUUGAGGUUGAAGGAUUUACGAGUCGAGGAACGAGCGAGUAUAAGACUCCAUAUGAAACGCCAGACGCGGGUAUUAUUGCACAGUAUCUGACCAAGGGGAAUUCCUUGUAGUAAUUGCAAAUUAGCGGGAGUUUGGGUGGGCCGGAAAUCUAUGGUGGUGGUCUGUUUCUGCAUUUUUUUAUUCUGUAUUAUUUAAAGUACAUGUAUUGAAUGAUAUGAGUAGAGGUUGAGUUUAUUGUGCAUAAAGGAGGAUAUACCCAAUUGUUUUUAGGUUAAUCGGUCAGUAAUAAUGAUGGGCACAUGGAAUAAUAAUGAGA